This is a messenger RNA of Diuraphis noxia (Russian wheat aphid), 1271 nucleotides long. It is a transcript of the gene up, whose product is annotated as Troponin T, skeletal muscle. Lineage: Eukaryota; Metazoa; Arthropoda; Insecta; Hemiptera; Aphididae. The record is from RefSeq and is a predicted model, not a curated record. Gene Ontology annotation, cellular component: troponin complex. Gene Ontology annotation, molecular function: tropomyosin binding. Gene Ontology annotation, biological process: sarcomere organization; muscle contraction; regulation of muscle contraction.
CCGCCGAUCUCGUACUCCAACGGCGAUCAGUCGUCCGCAGACGUUAGUGGGACUUCCGUCGCGGUAUUCAUAUAUUAUCUUUAUUAUUAGACUAGGCCCUAGACACACCGCGCUUAACCAUGUCUGACGAAGAAGAAGUGUACACUGAUUCCGAAGAGGAAACGCAACCGGAGCCUGAAAAAAGCAAAGAUGGAGAUGGAGAUCCCGAAUUCGUUAAGAGGCAAGAAUUAAAAUCCUCAGCCUUAGACGAACAGCUUAAAGAGUACAUUCAAGAAUGGCGCAAACAACGGUCAAAGGAAGAAGACGACUUAAAGAAGUUGAAGGAAAAACAGGCCAAGCGCAAGGUGAUGCGAGCGGAAGAAGAAAAGAGGAUGGCCGAGAGAAAGAAGCAAGAAGAAGAACGCAGACAGAGAGAAGUGGAAGAAAAGAAACAGAAGGACAUCGAAGAAAAACGUAAACGCCUGGAAGAGGCCGAGAAAAAACGUCAAGCUAUGAUGGCUGCUCUUAAAGAACAAACCAAUAAAUCAAAAGGACCCAACUUCACCAUCAGCAAAAAAGAAGGUGCGUUGAGUAUGACGUCUGCCCAACUUGAACGCAACAAGACCAGAGAACAGAUCGAAGAAGAAAAGAAAAUAUCGCUGAGCUUCAGAAUCAAACCAUUGAACAUUGAAGGUUUCUCUGUGCAAAAACUCCAAUUCAAAGCCACUGAACUCUGGGACCAGAUUAUCAAGCUGGAAACAGAAAAGUACGAUUUGGAGGAAAGGCAGAAGAGACAAGAUUACGACUUGAAAGAGUUGAAAGAACGUCAGAAGCAACAGCUCCGCCACAAGGCUCUGAAGAAGGGUCUUGACCCUGAAGCCCUAACCGGCAAAUACCCACCCAAGAUCCAAGUCGCUUCCAAGUACGAGAGGCGAGUGGACACAAGGUCCUAUGACGACAAAAAGAAGCUAUUCGAAGGAGGUUAUAUGGAAUUCACUAAAGAAUCAAUGGAAAAACAAUGGACAGAAAAGAGUGACCAAUUCGGCGGCCGUGCUAAGGGACGGUUACCGAAAUGGUUCGGCGAACGUCCAGGCAAGAAGAAGGACGACCCAGAAACACCCGAAGAGGAAGAGCUCAAGAAGAACGAGGAAGACGAAGAACCGUUCGGCCUUGACGACGAAGAAGCCGAGGAAGAAGUGGAAGAGGAAGAAGAGGAGGAAGAAGAAGAAGAGGAAGAAGAAGAGGAAGAGGAAGAAGAGGAGGAAGAGGAAGAAGAAGAAGAGGAAGAAUAA